Caenorhabditis angaria is the source of this 974-nucleotide messenger RNA. NCBI's taxonomy places the organism in Eukaryota, Metazoa, Nematoda, Chromadorea, Rhabditida, Rhabditidae. The record is from the annotation of a GenBank genome assembly.
AUGCGUUUCUCAACAAUUGCUUUCUUCUUUGCUUUUGCUGCAUUUGUAGUUGAGGUAAGUUUCCAAAAUUGCUAACUUUUAUUAGUUAUUCAAGUAUGGAUUUUUAGGGAAGUGUUUUACGUGAAAAAAGACAAUGUGGAUGUGCUGCUGUUCAACAAUCACAAUGUUCUUGUCAACAAGUUCAACAAACUAAUAGUUGCUCAUGUCAAUCAACUCCAAUUGUUCAACAAUCACCAUCUUGUUCAUGUGCUCAACAAACUCAACAAGUUCAAACUGUUCAAGUUCAAUCAAAUCAAUGUGCACCAGCUUGUCAACAAAGUUGUACUCAACAAUGUCAAUCUUCUCCAUCAGUUUCAAAUUGUCAACCACAAUGCCAACAACAAUGCAGUGUUCAAUGUGAUACACCAUCUACCACUACACAAGCUCCACAAGUUAUUCAAAUUCAAUUGGAAGUUCAAGCUGCUCAAUGCCAACCACAAUGCCAGCAACAAUGCCAAUCAUCUUGUGUUGCUCAACAGCAACCAGCUCAACAAUGUAAUCAAGCUUGUAAUACUCAAUGCUCAAAUCAAUGCCAGCAACCACAAUAUACACCAACCACUACCACAACGUCUGCUCCACAAGUCAUCCAAAUUGUUCUUCAAACAUCAGUUGCUGAAUCAGCUCAAUGUGCUCCACAAUGUGAAUCUUCUUGCCAGCAACAAUGUGUCCAGCAACAGCAACCAGCUCAACAAUGUCAAUCUGCUUGUCAAUCGACUUGUUCUAACUCAUGCCAAACUGCUGCUUCCCAAUCAAAUGUUCAACAAUACCAACAAACUUCAUCAAAUGUUCAACAAUACCAACAAACUUCAUCAAAUAUUCAACAAUAUCAACAAGCUAAUACUAUGGCUUGUAAUCCAACAACAUCUUCAAAUCAAUGCUCGUGUCAAACAAACUAUUCUCCAUGUGGAAAUGGACAAUGUUGCAGAAGAAAGUAA